Ostreobium quekettii is the source of this 489-nucleotide messenger RNA. Lineage: Eukaryota; Viridiplantae; Chlorophyta; Ulvophyceae; Bryopsidales; Ostreobiaceae. The record is from the annotation of a GenBank genome assembly.
AUGGUGAUGAUGAGGGCCAGUUGUCGGGAGUCCCCAGAACAUCAGGCUUUCAGAUCGAGUCGUCUGCCAGCGCCAGCCUCCAAGCAGAAGAGUCUUCCAUUGAUGCUGUUUUUGUUGCAAAGACAUCCAAUGGCUUGGAGGAGCUGGACUGGCUGCAUGGGCCAUUCAUCUGAACUGGUAAAGGGACCGAUGCCAGUUGCAAACUGCACCCAGUACCUUGACGAUGCUGACCUGGUGAUGACCCUUGUGACAGGGCUGCCUGUUGUCACGGCGAGCCGAACGCAAUGUUGGCGCUCAGAUGUGUUGCUCAAGGGGAAGCUAUUGUUUUGCUUCCUAUCGAACUUGCAAUCUAUGGAGCGUUCAUGUGCAAACCAUAUCAAGUGGAGGUUGAACACUGGCGUGUAUGCUGUGUUUGUCCCAAUUCAGUGUACUUUCCAAUAUGUCCACGUCCAGAUGCCAGGGGACUGGCUCCAAGUUGCCCAGCAAUGA